This is a messenger RNA of Cyprinodon tularosa, 3604 nucleotides long. Its product is annotated as chloride intracellular channel protein 4-like. The transcript is spliced from 7 exons. The coding region runs from base 272 to 3361 and encodes 1029 amino acids. Lineage: Eukaryota; Metazoa; Chordata; Actinopteri; Cyprinodontiformes; Cyprinodontidae. The record is from RefSeq and is a predicted model, not a curated record.
UAUCAGGCAGUGGCUAACAGACGGCAGCACAGGAGCCUCAGAUCAAGACGUAAAACAAACCUUCAAGUGGAAAAUAUUCAUAUUCUCUUCCUGGAGUUCUUCUUCUCUGAUGUUUCAGGGCCUGGAUUGCGAAGAAACCAACAAAUUUUUACAUCUAUGAUUAUCAAGAGUCCGUUUUUAGCUUUCUCUGAAACUCAUAGAAAGUCCUUAAGUCGAGUCUCUCCUGGGAACCUGGUGUCACAUUUUCCCAUCUUUUCAUCAAAAGUUCCUCAUGGCUCAGUUCAGCUCCUGCCAACAGCCAGACCUGUCAAACCGAGCCGUCGUCUACAGCCCGGUAGCCAUAUGUUCUGAUACGGAUGGCCAGAGUCCCAGAGGGGCUGAGGGGGAGGUGGGGGAAUAUGAAGAUGUGGAACUAGCAGAGGAGGUGGAUGAAGAUGUCCUGAUGUUAGCUGCGGUAUGGCAGGAGGAGGCGGAGCACGUGGCGGACGAGCCCAGAGAACAAAGUCAGAAUGAGGAAGAGGAGGAACACGGAAAUAAGGGACCUGAAGAUCAGGAAGAGUUCGAUGGACAAUGUCAGACCCUCUCUGAUAAUCCAGGUUCUUCUGUAGCAGCAGAGGUUAAUCGGGUUAGCCAUCAAGUCAUCCACAACCUAAACGAAACAGAACAAAGAAUAGAAACAGAUCCAAUAUCAGAGGCAAACAGCUGGGAUCCCAGUCCCAAAGACGCCUGUGAUGCCUGUCUGGCCCGAUCUGGUGACGGGACAAACGGUUCUGUUUGGAGACUUUCUGAAAACACAACCCAACACCCCAACGAUGAAGAAACAGAUAUGAAGGAGAACCUCGCACCGGAUAGUGAUGACUGCUUAGAUCAGACCAUAGUUAAUGGGGCAGUGAAGGGCAUCAUCGGCACUGAAGGGGAUCCGCCUGGGAAUGACCACUUCUUGGAUCAAGAUAAUGACAAGGCCCCAGUUAUUGGUGCGAUGAAGGAGACCAUUGGCACUGAAGGGGAACCAUCUGGGAGUGACGACUUCUUAGAUAUAGUGGCAGACCAGACCAAAGUUAUUGGUGCGAUGAAGGAGAGCAUUAGCGCUGAUGGCGAUCCAGGCCUGAGAAAUGACGGCUUACAUGUAGGGGAGGCCUUUCAAUGCGACCAGCUAACAUCUAACCAUCAAGACCAAGAUGGACAGAAAUGCUUUGACCUAAUAAUAAACAUGUUUCCAGUAGAACAGCAUAUAUCUACUGAGAAGCAGAACAAGGAGAUAAAGGUCCAGGAGGGCAGUAAAAACCCCAUAUCUGUUUCUCCUGAUGACCACUCUGACGAGGAUUCGAAGGCAGAACGUGAAAUGUGUGAAGAGAAGGACGCAGAAACAUCGGCCCCUUCAACCGUCGAAAAACGGUCAGAGAGUGAGGAUGAUGAGGUAGGAAUAGGAGCCAGGAUUAGUCAGGAGGAACGACAGCAUGAAGCUGACGGUACGAAGGACGAUGUAGAUGCCAGUCUGAUGUUCCAUGAAGUUAUCAGAGAGUUAGCAUUUCAAGAAAACCAUGAAGGAAGAGGUCUUUCAGAGGAACAGAAAGAGACGUUUCUUCAGCUUGGAGACUCGUCUACAGAAGGUCCUUCACAAACCAAUGAGCAGCAGGUGAAGGAUGAUCCUGUAGGUGGUGAUGUUAUGGAGAAGGAAGCACCUCAGAUGGAGAGAAACACAGAAGUCCCAUUAAAAGGAAACACUUCUACAACAGAUAUACCAGGGAGAGCAGAGGAGUACCCAUCACAAGGUCUCAGAAAGUCAGAAAUAGAUCAGACAGACAGGCUACAGGGUGGUGAAGAUGAGACGGAGAUAGAGCAAGAACGAGCUACAGGAGGAGAAGGGCAGCUGGCAGAGGAACCGGUCACUGUGUUAGACGAUGAUGUGGUAGAGACCACCGCAAUCCCAAGCAGUCAGGAUGUGAAUAGGCCAUUUAGCACAUCGAUGGAAGGCGAGGAGAGUCAAGACAUCCAAGAAGAGACGGUGGAUGCUGGGAAUGGAAACAAGGAAAAUCAAGAAGAAAAGGGUAUACAGCUCGUCAUCAAGGAUGGAGAGGAAGAGAAAUCAAAUGAGAACGAAAUGAAUGAUGAUGGAGAGAAAUGUUUAGAGAAGGAUGGAGAAGGUCAAGGGCUGGGGCAAGAGAAUCGGACUGUAGGGGUUCAACCGCAACCUCUUUGGAAAGAGGGAUGGAGGAAACCCAAAGUGGUAUCUGCCACGAGAAAAGAUGAUGGCUGGAUUAAAAGAGACCAACCAGGUGAAGGGAAUGGAGAGGAAGCGAAGGACUGGAGGAAAGAGUUGAGGCCUUUUAGGAAAACCGGCCGCGGGAAUGAGAGGAGAGGCCAAGAAUGGAGGAUUAAGGAACCUUUGCAGGAACAGAGAUGUUCAGUGGAGAAGGAGGACUGGAUAAAAGAGUUAAAGUCCGUCAUCAAAGACGAGUCCCAGUCCAGAAGAAAAGACGACCAGGUGAAGAAGAAGCGGGUGGUGCUAAUGGAGGACGGACAUUCCUACACGCCGCAGCGCGAGGAGAUGAUUCUGGAGGAGCGAGAGGAGGUCCUGAUCUUCCCCAGGACUGUGGAGGGCCCGGAGUGUCCUGGACACAGGGACAGCAGAACCCAUCAGGAUCAAGACCAUGAGAUCUGUCUUUAUGUGAAGGCAGGAAGCGAUGGAGAGAGCAUCGGGAACUGCCCCUUCUCCCAGAGAAUCUUCAUGAUCUUAUUGCUGAAAGGCGUCGUCUUCACCGUCACCACGGUGGACGUUAAGAGAAAACCAGCCAACCUGCAGGACCUCGCUCCAGGGAUCAACCCUCCUUUCAUAACCUUUAAUGGUGAGGUCAAGGUUGACGUUAACAAGAUGGAGGAGUUCCUGGAGGAGAAACUGGCUCCACCUCGGUACCCCAGACUAGCUCCCAAACAUCAUGAAGCCAACACAGCAGGAAUCGACAUCUUUGCCAAGUUUUCUGCUUACAUCAAAAACCCAAGAAGAGACACCAACGAUGCCUUAGAGAAAGCCUUGCUAAAGUCGCUUCGUCAUCUCGAUGACUUCCUGAGGACGCCCCUGUCAGAGGAGAUUGAUGCUGAUGCAGCUGGUGACCUGCCGGAGUCAUCCAGGAACUUCCUGGAUGGGCCUGAUCUCAGCCUCGCAGACUGUAACCUGCUACCUAAGCUGCACAUUUUAAAGGUUGUGGUGAAGAAGUAUCGUGGUUUGGAGAUCCCUGCAGAGAUGACUGGCGUGUGGAGAUAUUUGACCUGUGCCUACCAAAGGAAAGAGUUUACCAGUACCUGUCCUGCAGAAAGGGAGAUCGAGUUCGCCUACCUGGAUGUCGCAAAACGAAUCAAAUAAAAGGACAAAGUUGCUGUGAAGAAAACAAACCCAAACUUUUCUCUUAAAGAAGGAAAAGAUCAACUCAAGAAAUUCACAAUGUGACCCACCUUCUGGAAUUAGCUAGUUUGCUUUAGAUUCAACCUCAAGGAAGAGGAGUCCACGUAUAUAGCCAUGAUCUGAUAGGAAAUUAUACGUUUUACGUAGAGACGGAGAUUUACUGAACGUUAUCUACGAUGGAGUAUUAGGGCAAGGCAAAAAAAA